AUGGCGACACCACUACCACAGCCAUCACCACCACCCUACGAGGCCAGCAUCCCCCCGACUUCUGGUGACAGCCUGGGCGCUGCCCGCAAGGGCAAGAAGCGUGUUGGUUGGCAUUCUGCCAGUGGCAGCUUUGCUGGUGUCUCCUCUUCCAAGGAUGCCGCACUGUUACUCCCCGACCAGGUCUCCAACAAUUCCACACCUUCUGUCCAAGGCACGGCACAGCCCGGAGCGCCGGAUGCCCAGGAGCUCGCCAUUGCGUUGACCAAGAUCCUCUCGGAAAAGGAUCAGCAGCCCGCUCCCGAGAGCAAGACGCCCUGGGACGGUGACACCUCCCCCCAAAUCCCGGCUGCACAGACCCCGAACCUUGUUCGGCCCCCGAGACCUGCCCUGCGUCGUAACACUAGCUACGAUGCUCCCAAAGAGCGCGAGGAGGCCGACCUCGCAGAGCAAAAGGCCAGUCAGCGUCAGGUUCGAUCCAUCACCGACGCACGGCAGCGGGCUGAUCGUCUGGCCAUGUCUGUGGGAGGGUACUCGUCACCUGUGUCUAAGCGUGGAUCGCUCGACUCCAAUGCUACAUUCCAGUCCUUCCUCGAUGAUCUGGAUGAGCGGCUGGGUUAUGACGGUUCACAGGCACCUAACGGCUCCAUCAGACACCGCACCCCGUACUCGUCUCUGGACCAUCUCAAUGUCGCAGAAUCGCUGGUGCUGUCUCACGCCAUGAGAACUAACACGGGGACCGACUUCUUCCACCGACACCAUAAGUCUUCCAGCUCCGGCACCUUUACACCCAUCACCACCGAAGAUCAGGACUAUGUGCCUCGCCCGACACAGUAUCGUGGCGGUAUCCUUUCAUCGCUGCUGAAGCUCUACCAAAAUGAUAAAGGACAGAACGCGAGUGGCCACGGCAUCGAUUUCAGCUCAACCGCAACAACCCCCGUCAUGUCCCCGCGCUCCUCGCCAUCUCACUCCAGACGACCAUCCACCGCAGGAAGCAGCAAAUUUGAUCACAGCAAGAAUCUCUUUUCCUAUCACAAGUCGCAGUCGUCGACCUCUUCGCUCGCCUUGAACGAGCUGCUCAAAUCAUCCUCCAUGCUCGCCGUACCCGUGUCCCGUCAAAUAUCCGACCAAUGGGAGCACAAAAUCAAGAAGGAGAAGCCGCUCAAGCCGAAAAAGGAGCAGGCCCGCAUCACUGUUCAUAUUGCCGGAACCAUCGCCCGUCACCGGUAUCUCAUGAAGCUAUGCCGGGCUCUCAUGAUGUACGGUGCCCCUACCCAUCGGCUCGAAGAGUACAUGACCAUGUCAGCUCGCGUCCUCGAGAUUGAAAGUCAGUUUUUGUAUCUGCCUUCAUGUAUGAUCAUCUCAUUCGAUGACAGCUCCACCCACACGACCGAGGUCAAGCUUGUUCGUGUGCCACAGGGUAUCGACCUGGGCAAGCUUCGCGACGUGCACAACAUUUACAAGCACGUGGUACAUGACAAACUCGGGGUCGAGGAUGCAGCGAAGCACCUCGAUGAAGUCAUCACCAGCGACGCCAAGUUCCCCAUCUGGUUCCGGAUCAUCAUGUACGGCGUUGCAUCAGCCAGUGUCGCUCCCUUUGCGUUCGAAGGCCGCUUCAUCGACUUACCUUGUGCCUUCAUCCUCGGCUGCAUCGUCGGCAUCCUUCAGCUGGUCUUUGCACCAAGCAAUGAACUGUAUGCGCACGUCUUCGAGGUCUCGGCUUCCAUCAUCACUUCGUUUAUCGCUCGGGGCUUUGGCUCCAUCAACAACGGACAGCUCUUUUGUUUUUCGGCUCUCGCCCAGAGCAGUAUUGCGCUCAUUCUUCCCGGUUACAUUGUGCUGUGCGCCUCCCUGGAGCUUCAGAGUCACAACCUUGUUGCGGGCGGGGUUCGCAUGGUGUAUGCUCUCAUCUACACUUUAUUCCUAGGAUAUGGAAUCACCAUCGGAGCUACCCUCUAUGGCAUGAUGGACUCCAACGCAGCCAGCGAGACACACUGUUCCAACCCACUCGAUCGAGGGUGGUACAUGUUUUUCGUUCCCUGCUUCACAUUGUGUCUGUGCAUCGUCAACCAGGCAAAAUGGCGGCAGAUCCCUGCCAUGCUGGUCAUGGCCGUCGCGGGCUAUGCGGUCAACAGCUACACUAGCCUCUACUUCAAGGGCAGCGGGCAAAUCUCCAACAUGUUGGGCGCGCUGACUGUCGGUAUCCUUGCCAACUUGUACUCGCGCCUGGGCCGACACGCAGACAACAUCUGGCUGGAUUUUACCGAUUGGUGGAGGAAGAACGUGACGCGUCGCUACUUCAGCAGGCGCAGCAACAGGUCCAACCUAUGGACAGGGUCGAUCUCGGAUGCGGAAUCGGCGACGAGCAGCGCCAUUGCCAAGGAGAAGCAGGAGAGCAGACGAAGUGUAGGCUACAGCCUUGCCGCGGCAGCCAUGCUGCCGGCCAUUUUUGUGCAAGUCCCGUCUGGUCUUGCGGCCGGUGGCUCGCUCCUCGCCGGCAUCACCUCCGCGAACGAGGCGACCGGCAACACGACGACGAUCAAGACCUCGCCGGGCACCCUGGGGAGCAUGGACGGCACAGCUUUCAACGUGCUGUUCCUUGUGAUUCAGGUUGCCAUUUCUCUCAGCGUGGGCCUCUUUAUGAGUGCCCUGAUUGUUUACCCGCUCGGCAAACGCCGCAGCGGCCUGUUCAGCUUUUAG
Cordyceps fumosorosea ARSEF 2679 is the source of this 2697-nucleotide messenger RNA. RefSeq names its product DUF1212 domain membrane protein. The record is from RefSeq and is a predicted model, not a curated record. Gene Ontology annotation, molecular function: transmembrane transporter activity. The coding region runs from base 1 to 2697 and encodes 898 amino acids. NCBI's taxonomy places the organism in Eukaryota, Fungi, Ascomycota, Sordariomycetes, Hypocreales, Cordycipitaceae. Gene Ontology annotation, biological process: transmembrane transport. The transcript has a single exon.